Clonostachys solani is the source of this 2571-nucleotide messenger RNA. The record is from the annotation of a GenBank genome assembly. NCBI's taxonomy places the organism in Eukaryota, Fungi, Ascomycota, Sordariomycetes, Hypocreales, Bionectriaceae.
AUGGAUCUCCGUUCAGUUCUGAAUAAUUCUGACAACGGCGAUCGCGGCCGUCAGCCUGACCGCGAUCGUGCGCCGCCCGCCCAGCCGCCUCCAACUCCUCAACAGCAGCAGCAACCGCAGAUCCAGCCUCACCUCCAGCAGAGUCCUCCCCAACACCAUUAUCGAAGCGAGUACGGUUAUCCAGCUCAACCGCAUCGUUCGCCCGGCAAGCCUCCCGGUCAGGACUACCCUCAUCAUCCUGGACAGCACCCUCAGCACCAGGCAUCACAAGGUGCCUCGUACCCAUCUCACCCACAAUCACCUUAUCAGGUGGCCGCCUCGUACCCGAAUCGACCUCCUCCGCCUCCUCCUCUCCAGCCUACCAACUCCUUCCACGACCCUCGAUCGCCUAUGCUGGCUCCAUCGCCGACUGCCUACCGAGCAGCAUCGACCCCUACAGCCUCGAGCUCGACUGCACGAGGAUAUCCCUUCCCACCCACUCAUGGACCGCCGAGCGAAAUGACGAGCCCAAGCAUGCGGCAACAAACACAUCCGCCUCUACAAUAUCAGCACUCUCAGCCGCCGCCGCAACGGCAAGACAGCUAUUCCCAUGGUCCUGGGCCGUACCAUCCCGUAGCUGUAAUUUCACAGACUCCACCGGUUGCCGUGCCUGGUGGCCCUCAUUCUUUUAUCCAUCAGCGCUCCCAAUCCGCUCAAUCGACUCCCACCCCAACAUCAGCACAUAGCCAGCACCAUUAUGGCCCGCCUCCCAUCCACAGCAGUCCUGUGAGCGCCCACCAGAUCCCGCCGUCUGCAGAAUACAAUCGUCAGCCGUCCCAACCCCCGACUCCUCUUGGUCCGCCUCUACCAGUCGCGCUCGGUCAACCUGGUCCUCCUCCAGGUUCCUUCCCUCCGUCUGGACCGCAAUCCCAGCCACAGACCCAACCUUCGAGUCCAUAUCAACAGAGAACACCCUCGGUGCCGGUGGCCUCUCCUGGGCAAACAAAAUCUUCACCGCCACAGCCACAAGCCCGGUCACAAGAGCCACUGCACCCACCCGUCCAACAUAUCCCCGGCACAAACAAUACACAUAAUGCCCACCGGACCAGUGAAUCACCUGCCAUUGAUCACAAUCGCAGACCAGCAUCAAUUCACGAUCGAGAGCACAGCCUGUCGGUGAGCCCCAAAACCCGAGUGCCAUCCUUACAUAGCAACUCAGAGCGCAACUCUGUUUCGCUUCCAGUGAAGAUGAUGAUCGACACCGAGCCCACGACGACACCGGCGAAGCGGAAGCUUGACGACAGAGAUCUGAGCCCCCAGGAGCUCGAGCAUAAAGACACCAGGCCGCCUCCAGGCGAAAUCAAUGGGAAACAUGUACCCGGAAAAUCUCUUGCAUUACCAGCCGCACCCAAGACGCAAUCUCCUGUCGAACAACGUGCCGAACAACGGAAAAAAAGAGUCAACUGGGCCGAGAAACCCAUUUGGGCUCAAAGCAUACGUACCUUGGGCAAAAACCUACCACCUAAUGCCAAUUUUGUGCUUCAGAAAAAAGCUCACCCCCAUGUGAAUGGAGCCUCCAAAGACGGAGCUCCCAAGACUCCCGAAGCCGUGAAGUCUCAACCUCCCCGUCAUUCCCAGACAACUACUGCCCCCCCUUCUCCCGGACCCCAAGAUAUACUCGGAGCUUGGGAGCAUUCGAUCACAGGAGUGGAGCCAAUAGAAGACAUACCGCGCGUAAUCGCAGAUUUCCUUUUUGUCAACAUUGUUGGAGCUUCCGAUAUACAAGAGAUAACGAAUCGCGGCAUAAAGUUUGAGAUUGAGGCUAAGUUGGGCACUCUCAUUGACAAAGAUACAAAUCACCGGGUCGACCGUUUUCUUGGAUCCGAGGCCAUUUUGGAAAGCAAUAAUCGAACAGCAUUCAGGAGUAGCAUGACCGAGGCACAACACAAGGCUUUCAAUGAUUUUCUCAACCAGACCGUCAUCGAAACCGACCCUCGCAACCCCAACACUGGCAAGCAGCGAGUUCAGGUUCACUAUAAGCACCGUCGUGAAGUCGAUAGCUUCGUCGAACUUCCGCGUGAGCUUCAGGAUGAGCUUCCCGGUUGUAUGCUUUCUCGCCUAGGUCGUAAGAACGUCCGGGCUCGGAUCACUCAUGAUCAAAAGACCGGACAGAUCAUAAAUACCAUUGUGAAGGCGCGUGUUGCUGACAUCGACCUUCAUAUGCCGACAUGUCCCAUGGAUUGCCGCAUCAGUAUCAAUCUUGAAAUGGACUGGCGCGGCUCUACGAAAGAACUAGAGCAGCUUGCUGCAAGCCAAACAGGAAGGCAACCCAGCAGAAACAAGGACCGACUAAGUUAUACUCAUGGCCACUACCAGAUCGAUCUGACUCAGGUCACUCAGCAGGUUACUCUGCCUGGAGGCGCAACUCGUUCCGAAAAGGAGCACGAGCUUGAGAUCGAGAUAUCACCCGAUGUUCUCGUUGACCAAGGUCAGAGAGCCAUGAAUAACGCGCCACAUCGGUAUGAGGAACUAGUCAAGGGUUUUUUGAACAACGUGAGAAUCCUAGCGCGCAAGGCUCGCGACUUUCCAUAA